Amblyraja radiata (thorny skate) is the source of this 984-nucleotide messenger RNA. Its product is annotated as probable G-protein coupled receptor 139. Bases 1 to 984 code for a protein of 327 amino acids. The transcript has 2 exons. Gene Ontology annotation, molecular function: G protein-coupled receptor activity. Gene Ontology annotation, cellular component: plasma membrane. The record is from RefSeq and is a predicted model, not a curated record. NCBI's taxonomy places the organism in Eukaryota, Metazoa, Chordata, Chondrichthyes, Rajiformes, Rajidae. Gene Ontology annotation, biological process: G protein-coupled receptor signaling pathway.
AUGGAAAUGAUGGAAACGUUUAGCGUCGUCAGGGAGAUGUUCUACCUGAUCCUCACAGUCACAGGUGUUCCCGUUAAUGUAGUGGCGAUUGUGAUCCUGUCCCGGGGGAAAUGCGGCCUCUCCAUCUGCACCACUCGCUACCUUUUGUCCAUGGCAGUGUCCGAUCUACUUGUCAUUAUCUUCGAGGUUAUGCUAUGGCGGCUGAACUAUUAUUAUUUUCCAACAUCUUUCCUGGACUUAACCCGUGUGUGCAGCGCCGCUCUCGUCCUGAGACACGCGUCUUUUGACUGUUCUGUAUGGUUCACUGUCGUUUUCACGUUUGAUCGAUUCGUCCUCAUUUGUUGUCAGAAACUGAAAAUAAAAUAUUGUACCGAGAGAACCGCGGCAGUGGUUCUCGCCACGACAUGUGUCCCGCUCUGUUUAAAGAACGUUCCCUUCUACUUCUCUCGUGAACCUGACAAAAUAAUCAACAGCGUGCCGUGGGGCUGCAGUUAUAAGGCGAGUUAUUUCACUGAUCCCGGAUGGGUGGGUUUUGACUGGUUUGAUAAGAUGUUGACGCCGAUGGUCCCGUUCUAUUUGGUUCUACUCUUCAACAUUCUGACAGUCAGAGACAUUCUGGUGGCCAGUCGAGUUCGACAGGCGCUGAGAGGUAAGGCCACAGGAGAGAAUCGCCCGGACCCGGAAGUGGAGAGCAGACGGAAGUCGGUGGUUUUACUCUUUACCAUUUCCGGCUGCUUCAUAGUCCUAUGGACGCCGGUUGUUAUCAAUUUCUUUUAUCGUCACAUUGCCAGCAAAGCUCCCAAUGAUUACAACAAUGCUGCAUAUAUAUUUAAACAUGUUGCCUAUAUGCUGCGGAACUUAAGUUGCUGUACUAAUACUUUUAUUUAUGGGGUGACUCAGUCCAAGUUUCGAGAGGAGCUAAAGCACGCGGCGAAAUAUCCCGUCACGAAGGUUAUUCAACUGAUCAACAAACACAACAACUGA